Leptinotarsa decemlineata (Colorado potato beetle) is the source of this 2490-nucleotide messenger RNA. Its product is annotated as DNA polymerase eta. The record is from RefSeq and is a predicted model, not a curated record. Gene Ontology annotation, cellular component: site of double-strand break; nucleus; replication fork. Gene Ontology annotation, molecular function: DNA-directed DNA polymerase activity; damaged DNA binding. Gene Ontology annotation, biological process: response to radiation; error-prone translesion synthesis. Lineage: Eukaryota; Metazoa; Arthropoda; Insecta; Coleoptera; Chrysomelidae.
AAAAUUUUGGGAUUUGAUUGGUCACAUGAUAUAACGCAUGGCCAAGACGUUGUGUGAUCCGCAGGUGGAAUUGUUUAAUCUGUGGUAACAGUGACAUCAGUCCAUAAUACCACCCUAUAUAUGUAAAAUAUUAUUAUUAUUAUUAUUAUCAUUUCUAUGGUUCACCUCCACAUUUUCAAAACGCUUAAUUUUUUAUUAUUUUGAUUGAGCAGAAGAGCGAAUAAAUUUUGGCGGUAAUGACAUAUAUGGAAUAAAAUUAGUGUGAACAAAACACCUAUAAUAAAUAUUUUGUUCAAUAACAAAAUAUCACUAUGUAUUUUACUGAUAGGGUGAUAGUUCUUGUGGAUAUUGAUUGUUUUUAUUGCCAGGUAGAAGAACAAUUAAACCCUAAUUUGCAAAACAAACCAGUUGCUGUUGUACAAUAUAAUACUUGGAGAGAAGGAGGAAUCAUUGCGGCCAACUAUUUGGCUAGAGAAAAAGGAGUGACCAAAGGUCUAUGGUGCUACGAAGCAAAAGAGAAGUGUCCAGAAAUUUUAUUUGCGACUGUAUCUCAAAUUCGGGGAAGAGCUGAUCUUACCAAGUAUAGAGAAGCUGGAAAACAAGUUGCAAAUGUUUUGCAAGCAUUCACUUCCCUCCUGGAGAGAGCAUCCGUGGAUGAAGCAUAUUUGGACAUUACAGAAGAGGUGAACAAAAGAUUGACAAAAUAUAUUGAACAAAUUUCUUUAGACAAACUCCCAAAUACUCAUGUUGUUGGAUAUGUUGUUAAAGAUUUUUUGGAUAAUAUCAUGAACAGUAGGGAGUUUUCUGAGAGCAACUAUAAGUUGGCUAUGGGAGCCCUAAUUGCUGAAGAGAUCAGAAGAGACGUAUUCGAAAAAACAGGGUACAGAUGUUCUGCAGGCAUUGCUCACAAUAAAAUUCUAGCAAAACUUGCUUGCGGACUGAACAAACCAAAUGCACAGACUAUUUUUCCGCAAGAGUCAGUAAUCGAAUAUUUCAAAAAUUUACCACUUGAGAAAAUCAAAAGUUUAGGGGGGAAAUUUGGUAAAAACAUCUCAGAAGAAUUGCAGAUUUUGCAUAUUGGUGAAUUGAUGAAGUUUACUGAAAAAGAAUUGAUACAGAAAUUUGAAGAGAAAACUGGCAAGUGGUUAUACAAUAUUGCACGAGGUGUAGAUUUGGAACCGGUCAAAUCUCGGAUUAUAUCUAAAUCGAUCAGUUGUUGCAAAAGAUUUCCUGGAAAAAACUGUUUGAUAUCAUCAGGAAGCGUUGAGAAAUGGAUGAAUGAAUUGGCAUUAGAGAUUUCUGAAAGAUUAGAAAAAGACAUGGAAGAAAAUAGUAGAAAGGCGAAGCAGAUUGUCAUUAGUUUCUCUCAAUUCAUCGGGAGUAAAAAUAUUAGCGGUUCAAAAACGAUUUCUUUAAACUCCUAUGAACAUUCAAAAAUACGAGAAGACUGUUUAAAUACCAUCAGAAAAUUCUGUUCCAAAUCAGAUGGAACUUUUAAUAAUAUAACAUACUUGGGAUUGAGUUCAGGAAACUUUCAAAAUUUACCAAAAAAAUCCAGUAUAAAAUCUUUUUUGAAUAACUCUAAUAAUAUUUUUCAAAAGAUACUUGACAAGAAUACUGAUGAAGAUACCAACGUGACAAGUUCGGUAAUUCAUAGUGAUGAUCAAAAAGUUGAAAAUGAACAAUACAAUGUUUCCUCACAGAAUCCCUCAUGUACUGAGGAAUGGAAAUGGGAACCUUUCAAGAAAAUUAGUGAUGCUAACGAAUAUUCACAUUGCUCCACGGACAUCGAGUUGGAAGAUAUUACAAACAUUGAGAAAGAACCCGAGUCAUUUUUUAAUGAGUAUUUCAAAAGUAACAGCAUUAUUAACGAAACAUUUGACAAUUCAUUUCACAAUGAAACUACUAUCAGUGAAACUGAAUUAGAAAAGAAUGUGUCAUUAAAUGAGGAGCAAGUAUUACAAACAAAUGAAUCAAUUGUUGAUAACUUGGAGACGAACGAUAUGACAAAGGUUAAUGAUAACGAAAAGUGUGUCUCACAUUUGGAUGAAGAAUAUGCUUCAAGUAGUACCAAAAUUCACCAGAAGUCUGGAAUAAAAAAUGCGAUUGAGUCAAAAAGCAUGGAGCAUAAAGAAAAACAGUUGGAUGAUGAAAAGGUGCGCAGUCAAGGAGUUAAAAGAAAAUCUGGUCAGUCAGUGCCGUUAUUAGAAUUCUUGAAAAAAUAUGAUGACUUGAACGAAGAUAAUAGCGAAUAUUGCUCUGAGUGUAAAAAAAGAAUAAAACUAGAAGAUAUAACAUUUCACAGUGACUACCACAUGGCUCGAAAAUUACACCAUCAAAUAAAUUAUUCGCAUGUUGAGAAAGAAACGGAACAAUCCUCAAAAAGAAAUUGCUCUUUGAAAACUAGAAAUAAUAAGAAGAAAAGUGAAGUAAGCAUUCUGAAGUACUUGAAUAUGAAUAUACCUUGAAAUAUAUUUUAAUGAAUAUUUA